Messenger RNA from Spodoptera frugiperda (fall armyworm), 968 nucleotides. Its product is annotated as collagenase-like. Gene Ontology annotation, molecular function: serine-type endopeptidase activity. Bases 20 to 913 code for a protein of 297 amino acids. The record is from RefSeq and is a predicted model, not a curated record. The transcript has 5 exons. Gene Ontology annotation, biological process: proteolysis. Lineage: Eukaryota; Metazoa; Arthropoda; Insecta; Lepidoptera; Noctuidae.
GUUUGUACACGGGUAAAUAAUGAAGGCAAUUAUAAUAUUGUUUGGUAUUUUACUAACUGGCGUGUUAGCUGUCUUGGAAGUACCGACUAAUUACCACGAUGCCAUUGGUAUUCCUCUUGCAAAGCGGAUAAAGGCUUUGGAAGAAGCAAUCCUAGCAAAUGAAACUAUUAUAAUUGAGGACAGAAUCAUCGGCGGAGAGGUAGCACCUGCGAACGCGUUCCCUUUUUUUGCUGGCUUACUGAUAAGUUUAGUUGGUACACCAAAUCAGUCAGUAUGCGGUUCUACACUACUGUCUGCGAAUCGAGUGGUGACUGCUGCUCAUUGCAACUUCGAUGGCGUCUUGCUAGCGUCGGAGUUUACUGUAGUUUUGGGCUCCAACUUUAUACACACUGGCGGUAAACGUAUUGCAACCAGUGAAGUCGUCAUGCAUCCCUAUUUUGUACCCGCGACCAUAAAUGAUGUCGCUAUAUUAUACUUGCCCGAGAACGUUGUAUUUACAGACAUUAUACAUCCGAUCAGGUUACCCGAUGUGUCACAGUUACAAAACCUAUUUGUGGGAUAUAAGGCCAUGGCUAUUGGCUUUGGAAGCACUACCGACAAACAUCAAAAUACUGCUGAGAACAUAUUGAGCUACGUCACUCUCCAGGUGAUCGACAACGCUGAUUGCGAACCCUUGGUAGUGACGCCUGAAAAUAUCUGCACGAGUGGCAUUGGACCUGUGGGACAUAUUGGUAUUUGUAGUGGAGACUCCGGCGGCCCCCUGAUCACCCUCGACUCCAAUGGAAAUCCAAUAUUGAUUGGUAUCACCUCAUUCAGAAGUAGGGCGAAAGGUUGUGAAGGAGGUGCCCCCUCAGGUUUCACUCGAGUCACCAGUUUCAUGGAUUUCAUCAUUUCUAAUUUAGAUACCAGAUGAACAAUGUGCUCUGUGAUUCUUGUUGACAGAAUGAAUAAAGUAUCUGUAAAAUAAA